Messenger RNA from Chrysoperla carnea, 1672 nucleotides. RefSeq names its product tubulin alpha-4 chain-like. Gene Ontology annotation, biological process: microtubule cytoskeleton organization; mitotic cell cycle. NCBI's taxonomy places the organism in Eukaryota, Metazoa, Arthropoda, Insecta, Neuroptera, Chrysopidae. Bases 132 to 1490 code for a protein of 452 amino acids. Gene Ontology annotation, cellular component: cytoplasm; microtubule. The record is from RefSeq and is a predicted model, not a curated record. The transcript has 4 exons. Gene Ontology annotation, molecular function: GTP binding; structural constituent of cytoskeleton.
UAGUUAAUGGAGAUAAAUAAAUAGUCGUUUUUAAUCAUACAAAAAUUUUAGUAGAAAUUUCUUUUUGGGGUUUCGAAAGAAUAUUUUUUUAAUUUAAUCAGUUAACAGGGCAAAAUUUAUUGCAUAUAAAGAUGAGGGAAUGUAUUUCGAUUCAUGUUGGUCAAGCCGGUGUUCAAAUAGGAAAUUCAACAUGGGAACUAUAUUGUUUAGAGCACGGAAUUGCACCUAAUGGGACUUUAAUGAAAGGAGAAAAAUCAACGGCCGAUAAUUGUUACACAACUUUCUUCUCAGAAAUUGAAAGUGGUAAAAUGGUUCCAAGAGCAAUAAUGGUUGAUUUGGAACCCACUGUAAUCGAUGAAGUGCGAGUAGGAAGUUACAAACAAUUGUAUCAUCCAGAACAAAUGAUUACUGGAAAAGAAGAUGCGGCGAAUAAUUAUGCAAGAGGGCAUUAUAGUAUUGGAAAAGAAAUGAUUGGUUUUGUUAUGGAUCGAAUACACAAGCUAGCUGAACAAUGCAAUGGAUUACAAGGAUUUUUUGUUUUUCAUUCAUUCGGAGGAGGUACAGGAUCAGGAUUUUCGUCUUUAUUAAUGCAAAAGUUAAGUCAAGAUUUUGGGAAAAAAAGCAAAUUAGAAUUUGUAGUAUACCCUGCACCCCAGGUGUGCACUGCUGUAGUAGAACCCUACAAUGCUGUAUUAACGACUCAUACCACUAUCAAUCAUUCAGAUUGCGCAUUUAUGGUUGACAAUGAAGCAAUUUACGAUAUAUGCCGAAGAAAAUUAGGAAUCGAACGACCAGAUUAUACUAACUUAAAUCGAUUAAUUAGUCAAGUAGUAUCGUCAAUUACAGCGUCGUUACGUUUCGAUGGCGCUUUAAACGUUGAUUUAACAGAAUUUCAAACCAAUUUAGUUCCAUAUCCAAGAAUUCACUUCCCAUUAGCUUCUUACGCACCCGUUGUUUCGUCAGAUAAAGCAUAUCACGAAGGAAUGUCAGUGAGUGAAAUAACUGCUGAAUUAUUUGAGACAACAAAUCAAAUGGUAAAAUGUGAUCCAAGGCAAGGCAAAUACAUGGCAUGUUGUCUUUUAUACCGUGGUGAUGUUGUACCGAAAGAUGUAAAUGCUGCAAUUGCAUUCAUGAAAGCAAAAAGUAAUGUUCGAUUUGUUGAUUGGUGCCCGACAGGGUUUAAAGUAGGCAUUAAUUAUCAAGCACCAACAGUUGUACCUGGUGGGGAUUUAGCAAGAGUUCAACGUGCCGUUUGUAUGCUAUCAAAUACUACCGCAAUUGCGGCAGCCUGGAGCAAACUUAAUUAUAAAUUUGAUUUAAUGUAUGCUAAAAGAGCGUUCGUACAUUGGUAUGUUAGUGAAGGUAUGGAAGAAGGUGAAUUUCAAGAGGCUCGAGAGGAUUUGGGUACUUUAGAAAAAGAUUACGAAGAAGUAUCUUUAGAAUCAAAUAUUCCUGAGGGUCAGGCAGAUGGCGAUUAUUUUUCUCCAUAAAUGUUUAAAAAUUUUGUUCGUUUUUUAACUUCUGUAUUUUUGUGCCCUUUUUUUAAAAAAUUUCAUUUAGUGUUCUAUUUAUACAACGAAACAAGCUUUUUGUUAAAAAAAUCUGUAUUUAUUUUAAGUACAUUUAUACAUCAUAACGCAUAUACAAGAUAUAAUAAUAUAUUAAUCAUAAA